Pseudophryne corroboree (corroboree frog) is the source of this 498-nucleotide messenger RNA. Its product is annotated as carbonic anhydrase 9-like. The annotation marks the transcript as partial. The transcript has 5 exons. The record is from RefSeq and is a predicted model, not a curated record. NCBI's taxonomy places the organism in Eukaryota, Metazoa, Chordata, Amphibia, Anura, Myobatrachidae.
CUGGCCGUGCUGGAGGACACCGUACACCACGACCACGGCAGCGUGCUGCAGAUGAACUUCCGGGAACCACAGAGUCUGAAUGGGCGGCUGGUGUUGUCUAGUUUCAAGGCGCCAGUGGGAGGACGGAAAUCUCCUGGGGGAGCAGCGCCUGAAUCUUCUGUUGUCACCGCUCCGGCUGACGAUUCACCUUCUGAUGCAUCUGAUGCAGGCACACAAGGAGCUGAUAAUGCAGCACUCGGCACAGGAGAUAUGUUGGCCAUAAUAUUUGGAAUUCUGUUUGGCGUAACGGCUGUUGCUUUUUAUGUAUACGUAAGAAAAGAUCGGCGCAGGAACCAGAGGUCAUGUGAAAAGAAGCCGAAUGUUAUCUAUAAGGCGGCGACUACAGAGGAGAACAUGGUGUAGCCCAGUGUGGAUAAUAAAUGACUGUGUAUAAUCACUGGAAGCACUGACGCAGGACACGUGUAAUACACCAAUAAAGAAAUGUAUUUAUAAGAACAA